AAAUAACAUGGCCAAAAAUCUCGAAAGUAAAAAGCGUGUCGUUAAAAUGUUAUCUGUAUUGGUAUUGGAGUUCUUCAUAUGCUGGACCCCGUUAUAUGUCAUCAACACUGUGGCCAUGUAUAUUGGUGCGGCCAUUUACGAAUACAUUGAUUACAAAUCGAUAAGUGCAUUACAGUUGCUUGCCUACUCAUCGAGUUGCUGUAAUCCGAUCACCUACUGUUUCAUGAAUGCCAAUUUUCGACGAGCCUUUCUCGAUACAUUCAAGGGAAUGCAGUGGUGUGGCAUCGUUGGUGGUGGUGCGGGUAGCGGUGGCGGAGGUGGUAAAAGAUUUCGACGUAAGCGUUCCCAACCACAAAAUGGGAAUUUAUGCUUGACUGGUAAUUCUAGUAUCCGGGUAAAUAGUUGUACCGUUCAAACAGUGAUAGAUAGUCCACGGCUGUAG
Musca vetustissima is the source of this 442-nucleotide messenger RNA. Its product is annotated as cholecystokinin receptor-like. The record is from RefSeq and is a predicted model, not a curated record. Gene Ontology annotation, cellular component: membrane. Gene Ontology annotation, molecular function: neuropeptide receptor activity. Lineage: Eukaryota; Metazoa; Arthropoda; Insecta; Diptera; Muscidae. The annotation marks the transcript as partial. The transcript has a single exon. Gene Ontology annotation, biological process: neuropeptide signaling pathway.